This is a messenger RNA of Physella acuta, 790 nucleotides long. RefSeq names its product trafficking protein particle complex subunit 4-like. Lineage: Eukaryota; Metazoa; Mollusca; Gastropoda; Physidae. Gene Ontology annotation, cellular component: TRAPP complex. The record is from RefSeq and is a predicted model, not a curated record. Gene Ontology annotation, biological process: endoplasmic reticulum to Golgi vesicle-mediated transport.
AGAGAGUUCCAAUCAAACUAAAAUGACCAUCUUCAGUAUCUACAUAAUAAACAAAGCUGGUAGUUUAAUAUAUCAUUAUGAUUGUCCGAAUACAUCUAGACCGGCGAUAGAAAAAACAUUCAGCUACCCAUUGGAACUGGUACUGAAAGUUUUUGAUGAAAAGGUGGUGGUAGCUUUUGGUGAACGUGAUGGAAUCAAAGUGGGUCAUGCAGUUCUCGGAAUCAAUGGAGUUCCUGCAGAGGGUAAAAUGUUGAAAGACAAAAGAGACAUAAUGGAGGUGCUUUCAACUGAAAGUAACUACCCAAUAAACAUAAAAUUUGGUAGACCACAUCUAACCAUCAAUGAGAGAAUUAUGCUGGCCAGUAUGCUUCACUCACUGUUUGCUAUUGGGUCACAGUUAUCUCCAGAGCCAAAUUCAUCAGGAAUCCAGUCACUUGAGACAGACACAUUCAAAUUGCAUUGCCACCAGACAAUGACAGGCGUCAAGUUUGUGAUUAUCUCUGAUCCUAAGCAAGCCCAUGUUGAUAUUAUCCUAAAGAAACUUUAUGAAAUAUACUCAGAUUUUGCCCUGAAAAAUCCCUUUUACUCCCUGGACAUGCCAAUAAGGGCAGAGCUCUUUGACAGCAGUCUUCAGGCUGUGAUGGAACAAGCAGACAAGCCAGGACUAAACAACAUCCUGGGUUAAAUUGUUUAUGUGAUUCAACAAGCACCUUCUACUGUGGCAUGAUCAAAUAUCCAAUCAAAGAUAGUCAGCUAAGGAACCAAUGCAUUUUUCUGUAUUUUUCAUAAU